AAGCUAUCAAGCUAUCAAUUGUGAAAAGAAACCAUAGUCUUAGAAAGUUAAUAAACAGAAAAGAAAUAUAUCUACUGUAUGAAAUUGUCCCAUUUCUCAUUUCUUUGGUGAGCAUUUGUCCUGUGAGCAACUUUCUGGUGAGCAUUUGUCCUGUGAGCAUCGGUUGGGUGAGCAACUGUCUGAUUACAUAAGAUGAGAAGAAUGUCUUCAAGAAUUUCAUGUGGAAGAGACUUUCAUUGUGUUCCUGACAUAAAUUCAGCAUUGGACUCAGCAUGCAAAGCUGGGUAUGAUUUUAUUUGUCUACCAAUUGUUCAUCCCAGAUUUCGUAGAGAGUUUAUUAGUGGUCCUAGUAAAAAAAGAUCUGGUGCUUUAACAAGAUCUGAUAUGUCACUUUCUAGCCAAGAUUGGAGUAGUUUAAUUGUGGGUAAAAUAUCACCAUGGUUACAAGUUGAUUCACCUCAUCUAGUCGUUCGCAAGAAUUCUGAAAUGGCAUUUAAACAAGAAUUGAUGUAUGCUGCUCAUCUUAGUAUGCCAUCAGUAUUGUUAUCUAUAAAAGGGCCUAAUAUUGUUAAUUUGGCUAGAUGUUUAAAUGAACAUUUGAUUUCAUCUUAUUUUCAACAGCAUUUUUGGAUUCAUGUACCAUUAACAUCUAGUAAAGAUCAAGUUGAUGAUGUUUUUGAUAAUGGUGGUAUGAAAAAUAAUAUAGAACAAGAGUUUGAUGAUACAUGGGAAUGGUGGAACACUUUCAGAACAUUAUGUGAUUCCAAUAAAAGAUUAGGUGUGGCUUUAGAACUGACAGCUGAUUUACCAAGUACAGUUAUAUUGAAUAGAUGGAUUGGUGAACCAGUCAAAGUUUUGAUCUUGUCUACCAGUAUUUUCAUAACCAACAAGAAAGGUUAUCCAGUAUUAUCCAAACAACAUCAAACUUUUGUCAGACAAAUGUUUAAGUUGGAUAUACAGAUGAUAGUUACUGGUGCUGAUAGACAUUCUGAUAAAGGUUUAAGAUCUUAUCAACAAUAUUUAGAUCAUCUUUUUCAGACUCAACCACAAGCUGAUCAAAUAGGACAGUUUGCUAAAGGUUAUGAAGAUUAUUUACAGUCUCCAUUACAGCCCCUUAUGGAUAAUUUAGAAUCCCAAACUUAUGAAAUAUUUGAGAGAGAUCCUGUCAAAUAUUCACAGUAUCAAAAGGCUGUUUAUUAUGCUUUGUUGGAUAAAAUAAGUGAAUCAGAAAAAGACCAAAAGAAAAUUGUACUAAUGGUAGUAGGAGCUGGAAGAGGACCUCUAGUCAGAGCUGCAUUGGCUGCUGCACAACAAGCUGAUAGACAAGUUAAAAAACUUUAUGCUGUUGAAAAAAAUCCCAAUGCUGUUGUAACAUUGGAGAAUCUAAAAGAUGAAAUGUGGGGUGAACUGGUAGAUGUUAUAUCUUGUGAUAUGAGAGUCUGGGAGGCACCAGAGAAAGCUGAUAUAUUGAUCAGUGAAUUAUUGGGAUCAUUUGGUGAUAAUGAACUCUCACCAGAAUGCUUAGAUGGUGCUCAGAGAUUCCUGAAAGAUGAUGGUAUUAGUAUACCAUGUGAAUAUACCUCCUAUCUAGCUCCUCUUCAAUCUCCUAAAUUAUAUAAUGAAGUUAGAGCUUCUAAAGAGAAAGACCAGUUACCAGGGAGCCCAUUUGAGAAGCCUUAUGUAGUCAGGCUGCAUAAUUGUCAUGUUUUAACAGAACCCAAAUCUGUGUUUACAUUUCAUCAUCCUAAUAAAGAUGAAGUAAUUGAUAAUAAUAGAUAUAUCAGCUUAGAAUUUCAAGCAGAAUUUAACUGUGUGGUUCAUGGAUUUGCAGGAUAUUUUGAGACUAUUUUGUACAAGAAUAUCACUUUGAGUAUUCUACCCUCAACCCAUUCACCUGGUAUGUUUAGUUGGUUUCCUAUUCUGUUCCCUAUUAAGACACCUAUGAAUAUAAAGGCUGGAAAUAAGAUUAUUAUGGAUAUUUGGAGAAGGUGUACAGAUAAGAAUGUCUGGUAUGAAUGGACAAUAAGGAGUCCAUUUCCAAUUCCCAUACACAAUCCUAAAGGAAGAUCGUACACAAUUGGUCUUUAGACAUCUUUAAUACCAUUAUUCUCAAGUUUGUAUUUUUUGUAAUGGAUUAAAAGAUUAAAUAAAUCUUAUCCUAUA
Lottia gigantea (owl limpet) is the source of this 2163-nucleotide messenger RNA. RefSeq lists its product as hypothetical. The record is from RefSeq and is a predicted model, not a curated record. The transcript has 18 exons. Gene Ontology annotation, cellular component: nucleus; cytosol. NCBI's taxonomy places the organism in Eukaryota, Metazoa, Mollusca, Gastropoda, Lottiidae. Gene Ontology annotation, biological process: regulation of DNA-templated transcription; peptidyl-arginine N-methylation. The coding region runs from base 193 to 2088 and encodes 631 amino acids.